AUGGGCACAGUGUCUUUUCUGCUGAAGGCGCAUCUGUAUGCUAUUUUGGCGAUUGUCAUCUACGUGGCUGGCUGCUUUUUACUGGCGCUGCCGGAAGCGCAGCGUCACUACCUUUUUUUGCAUCAGGUUCGCUUCCCGUUCUUCACCAAGUACCAUGAGCCGCAUGCACAUGGUAUUAGCCCUGGACAAGCACGCAACUUUUACUUCAACUCUACGGAUGAUGUGCGCAUUGGUGCAUGGCACAUUCUUCCAGAGUCCAUUUACGAGACAUAUGCUCAGCAUGCGAGCGAGAAGACGCCAGAGCUUCCAGUGGAGAUCUUUGAGCAGGCUUUGCAAUCGCACCCUACCUUUGUGUAUCUACAUGGAAAUGCCAUGAACCGUGCCGCGCCAUUCCGCAUUCGCACAUACAAGGACUUGGUCCACCAAAUGAAUGCCAAUGUGAUUGCGAUUGACUACCGUGGUUUUGGCGAUUCGCAAAGUUUCCCGACGGAAGAAGGCGUGAUCAACGAUGCUUACGCUGCGAUUCAGUUUGUGCGCGACCAUGCUGUGAAUCCCAAGACUGGCAAAUCGCCCGGACUCACGCUCAUGGGCCAGAGUCUUGGGACGGGUGUGGCCUCGCAGUGCGCGUUGCGUCUGCAUCGCGAGGGCAUUCAUCUCGAUGCAUUGGUCCUUCUUGCCCCAUUCAAGUCCAUUCAUCCCAUGGUCGCCGAGUUUCGAAUGGGUGGCGUAGUACCCCUGCUAGGCUUCCUUGACCUGUUCCCUGGCAAAGAUGAGCUGAUUCAGUCGUUGCUGCAGUACAAGUUCGACACGAUGUCGGCGCUGAAGGAGCUGGUAGAAAGCUCGACGAAGCCUGACGCUCUGACUGCGCCAACGAUCUUAGUCAUGCAUGCGGAGAACGACGAGGUGAUUCCUGUGUACCACGCAGAGGAUCUGUACAUGAUGGCGGAGGACACGACCCAUGCUAUGGUCAAGUCGUCGCCUUUCCUUGUGUGGGGCUCGAAUGCGCCAGACCUUGGCUAUGUGCGCUCCAUUAUGCACAAGAGUGCUCGGCUGCCUGAACGCCGAGGCUUGCUCCCUGGCGCACGCUUCGUGCUGCCUCGCAGUGCGAUCUUCACCUAUGUCCGCCUGGAAAAAGGGGGGCACAAUCAUUUGCUGGACUACAAUGUCGAUGCCAUGCAGUUGAUGCUACCGCAGUAUAUGACGGGCCCAGGCGCCACAACCUCCUCGGCCAAGUAG
This is a messenger RNA of Malassezia pachydermatis, 1236 nucleotides long. RefSeq lists its product as hypothetical. Lineage: Eukaryota; Fungi; Basidiomycota; Malasseziomycetes; Malasseziales; Malasseziaceae. Gene Ontology annotation, biological process: monoacylglycerol catabolic process; phosphatidylserine catabolic process. Gene Ontology annotation, molecular function: phosphatidylcholine lysophospholipase A1 activity; monoacylglycerol lipase activity. The transcript has 2 exons. The record is from RefSeq and is a predicted model, not a curated record. The coding region runs from base 1 to 1236 and encodes 411 amino acids. Gene Ontology annotation, cellular component: endoplasmic reticulum membrane.